GAAUCAAAGAUGUUCCAACUUGGGAGCCUUGUUGUUUUGUGUGGCCUGAUCAUUGGGACCUCAGGAUCACUUUCUGAUAUCUUUCAAAACUCAGAGCUGGGUCCGGAGUCAGUUUGGUCAGAAAUCAAUUACAGAAUUAGACACACGUUGGAGACAUUGGAUCUUGACAUGUUAGCUGACGAUUUAUCUAAGAGGGGAAUCGAGUUGAAAAUGGAUGAUCUCAGAAUUCUGGACCUGAAGUAUGAAGUGUCUCCCAAUGGUGAUGAAGUUACCCUGAAGAUGCCCAUGGCUUUUAAUGCAUCUCUGUCUCUGCCUGCCCGUGAUUUAACUACUAACAUCUCUAUUUCUAUGGAGGCAAUAACUUCCUUUGCUAUUGAAAAAGAUCCCGAGACUGGCCGUCGUGUCCUGCACAUGCAGCGAUGCUCACUUAAUACAGACAAUACCUCCAUUAGCUUGUUGAACAGAAAAAGUAACUUUGUCAACUUUGUUCUGGACUCUGCAUUGUACCUCGUGAAAAGGGCCCUGACAUUUCCCGUGAGACGCCAAUUGUGUCCAGUGCUCGAACUAAUCAUCAGCAACUCCUUUCUUCCUGACCAACUCUUCAAAAUGCAGGCUGGAAUCUCCACCUGAAGAGGAAUGAACAAAGGAAGGUACCAUGUCGCCCCGAUAGGUUGCUGCACAGUGGCUCCAUCUCAUUCCUUGUAGCAUCUCCCUGUAGGAUUCUUCUACCAUCCCUACCAUGAAGAGACCACAUCAGACUCCCUUCUUCUCUCAGUGGUCUCCAUACUUGUCACUAUUACCCCAGCAAUAAAAUCCUAACUGC
Messenger RNA from Rattus rattus (black rat), 823 nucleotides. Its product is annotated as BPI fold-containing family A member 2-like. The coding region runs from base 10 to 630 and encodes 206 amino acids. The transcript is spliced from 8 exons. The record is from RefSeq and is a predicted model, not a curated record. Gene Ontology annotation, molecular function: lipid binding. Lineage: Eukaryota; Metazoa; Chordata; Mammalia; Rodentia; Muridae.